Messenger RNA from Podospora pseudocomata, 2360 nucleotides. RefSeq names its product Hsp70 protein that interacts with Zuo1p (gene SSZ1). Gene Ontology annotation, biological process: protein folding. The record is from RefSeq and is a predicted model, not a curated record. The transcript is spliced from 3 exons. Gene Ontology annotation, molecular function: ATP binding; ATP-dependent protein folding chaperone. Lineage: Eukaryota; Fungi; Ascomycota; Sordariomycetes; Sordariales; Podosporaceae. Gene Ontology annotation, cellular component: cytosol; nucleus. The coding region runs from base 191 to 1909 and encodes 572 amino acids.
ACAGUGUCCCGCAUCCCUGCGAAGACUUGGGCCAAUAUUUUUUUGACAGUGGAAAUUUUUGGAUCCCCCACCACUGUUGACCAAUUUUUAACUACGAUUUGCCAUUCCCACGCCGCUUCAAGAGACAUCACCACCCCUCUUCGGCCUCAAGAAUCUUCCCUUCCUUCGCUAAUCGCCAGUUACAGUCAAAAUGAGCGGUGCCAAGUCUGUUGCGCCGGAGAACCGGACCGUCAUUGGCUUGACCUUUGGCAACUCCAACAGCUCCAUCGCCUACACUGUUGACGAUAAGGCUGAGGUUAUCGCCAACGAGGACGGAGACCGUCAGAUCCCAACAAUCCUCUCCUACGUCGACGGCGAUGAGUACUACGGUCAACAGGCGAAGGCUUUCCUGAUCAGAAACCCAAAUAACACAGUCGCCUACUUCCGUGACUUCCUCGGGAAAGACUUCGAGCAUAUUGACCCUACCCACAACCACGCCUCUGCGCACCCCAAGGAUGUUGACGGAGCCGUCUCUUUCACCAUCAAGGACAAGGCCGAGGAGGACGCUGAGCCGUCCACCGUUUCUGUCUCCGAGGUUGCCACCCGCUACCUCCGUCGCCUGGUCGGCUCUGCUUCCGAUUACCUUGGCAAGAAGGUUACCUCUGCCGUCAUCACCGUCCCUACCAACUUCAACGACAAGCAAAAGGCCGCCCUUCUUGCUGCUGCCAACGCUGCCGAUCUCGAGGUUCUCCAGUUGAUCAGCGAGCCCGUCGCUGCGGCGCUCGCCUACGAUGCGCGCCCCGAGGCUCAGGUCGAGGACAAGAUCGUUGUCGUUGCCGAGUUGGGCGGCACCCGCUCCGACGUUGCCGUCAUUGCCAGCCGUCAAGGCAUGUACACCGUCCUCGCCACUGCCCACGACUACGAGUUCAACGGUGUUGCUCUUGACAAGAUCCUGAUGGAUCACUUCGCCAAGGAGUUCCUCAAGCGCAACCCCAGCGCCAAGGACCCCCGUGAGAACGCCAGAGGCCUCGCCAAGCUCAAGUUCGAGGCCGAGGCCACCAAGAGGGCCCUCAGCAUCGGUGCCAACGCCAGCUUCAGCGUUGAAAGCUUGUCCGACGGUAUCGAUUUCGCCAGCACCAUCAACCGCCUCCGUUACGAGACUCUUUCCAGGACCGUUUUCGAGGGCAUCAACCGCCUGGUUGAGUCUGUCAUCAAGAAGGCCGGCCUUGACGUUCUUGACGUUGACGAGGUCAUUCUGUCUGGUGGCACUGCCCACACUCCUCGCAUUGCUUCCAACUUCAGCAACAUCUUCCCCCAGACCACCAGAAUCCUGGCCCCCUCCACCAACCCCUAUGCCAUCAACCCUUCCGAGCUCGGCGCUCGUGGUGCCGCUCUCCAGGCCAGCCUGAUCCAGGAUUACGAGGCCGACGACAUCGACCAGUCGACCCACGCUGCCGUCACCACUGUGGCCCACAUCAGCAACGCCAUUGGAGUCGUCUCUCUGAACGCUGCCGGCGAGGAGAUCUUCGUUCCUGUUGUUCCCGCCGAGACUGCCGUCCCCGCCAAGAGGACAGUCCACGUCGCCGCGCCCAAAGACGGCGGUGAUGUUCUUGUCAAGUUCGUCGAGGGCAACACCCACAUCAAGGUUACCAAGCCUGAGCCCAAGCCCAAGGAGGACAAGACCGCCAAGGUCGAGGAUGCUGCUGACUCUGACGAAGAGUCUGACUUCUCCGACGACGAGGAGGAAGAAGAGGAGAAGCGCGAGAAGGUAUGGAAGAUUGGCAACACCCUUGCCGAGGCUGCCAUCCGCAAUGUGAAGAAGGGCGGCAAGGUCGAGGUUACUGUCCAGGUCAACGCCGAUCUUUCCGUCAUUCUCACGACGAGAGAAGUUGGCGCCCAGGGCGGUGUGAGAGGCCAACUGAACGCUUAGAAGGUUGGCGAGUUCGGGCGAGGGCAAACCGUUGAUAAAAAGACACAAAAUCUCCUGCUAAAAGGCAUGGAGCUGGAUGAGUGGAACCCCCAAGACUUGCUCAGGAAUUAGACUACAACUGAGUGGCCGGCUUCCUUGUAUACGGGGUGUAUUCGGGGAGACUGCCUUGGCGUUGGUUGUGACCAUAAGGCGGGGUCGGAUGCAUCGGAGGAGGAGGGAGGUUACAAAUUGUACGGGCAUAGUUGGGACGACAAGGAGGAUGAAGACUUUGAGAUGGUGUAUGAGUUUUCGGAGGGGGUUCGGUGAUGAGGAAACGGAGAAGGAGGAUAACCACCAGCUGCAUGGAAGGGUUAAAAGGAAAACGAAAAGGCGCUCGAGGUGGGGAAAGCCUCUAUGGAAUGGAUAGGCAGGCAUUGUCAUCAAUAGACUCAGCGGUUGUUUGUUGAUUGUU